AUGAAGAGAUCGGUUAAGACAGAGUGCCGGAUCAUAAAUCGGUUUAGACAGAGUGCCGGAUCAUGUAGAGAUCGAUUUAGACAGAGUGCCGGAUCAUCACAGAUCGGUUUAGACAGAGAGCCGGAUCAUGUAGAGAUCGGUUUAGACAGACUGCCGGAUAAUACAGAGAUCGGUUUAGACAGAGUGCCGGAUCAUGUAGAGAUCGGUUUGGACAGAGUGCCGGAUCAUGUAGAGAUCGGUUUAGACAGAGUGCCGGAUCAUGUAGAGAUCGGUUUAGACAGAGUGCCGGAUCAUGUAGAGAUCGGUUUAGACAGAGUGCCGGAUCAUGUAGAGAUCGGUUUAGACAGAGUGCCGGAUCAUGUAGAGAUCGGUUUAGACAGAGUGCCGGAUCAUGUAGAGAUCGGUUUAGACAGAGUGCCGGAUCAUGUAGAGAUCGGUUUAGACAGAGUGCCGGAUCAUGUAGAGAUCGGUUUAGACAGAGUGCCGGAUCAUGUAGAGAUCAGUUUAGACAGAGUGCCGGAUCAUGUAGAGAUCGGUUUAGACAGACUGCCGGAUAAUACACAGAUAGAUUAAGACAGAGUGCCGGAUCAUGAAGAGAUCGGUUAAGACCGAGUGUCGGAUCAUGUAAAGAUCGGUUAAGACAGAGUGCUGGAUCAUGUAGAGAUCGGUUUAGACAGACUGCCGGAUAAUACAUAGAUCGGUUUAGACAGAGUGCCGGAUCAUGUAGAGAUCGGUUUAGACAGAGUGCUGGAUCAUGUAGAGAUCGGUUUAGACAGAGUGCCGGAUCAUGUAGAGAUCGGUUUAGACAGAGUGCCGGAUCAUGUAGAGAUCGGUUUAGACAGAGUGCCGGAUCAUGUAGAGAUCGAUUUAGACAGAGUGCCGGGUCAUGUAGAGAUCGGUUUAGACAGAGUUUCGGAUCA
Molecule: messenger RNA, 920 nt
Organism: Haliotis rufescens (red abalone)
Lineage: Eukaryota; Metazoa; Mollusca; Gastropoda; Lepetellida; Haliotidae
Exons: 3
Coding region: 1-573 (190 amino acids)
Source: RefSeq, a predicted model, not a curated record